Messenger RNA from Caenorhabditis angaria, 3120 nucleotides. NCBI's taxonomy places the organism in Eukaryota, Metazoa, Nematoda, Chromadorea, Rhabditida, Rhabditidae. The record is from the annotation of a GenBank genome assembly.
AUGUUGCUGAAGAUUUUUGUUUUGUUAUCAAGUUGGCUAACUACGGUAACACCAUCAUUAGAAACUCUACCUUCCUCUGAAAUUGUUCAUCACUUCAAAUCGGAUUGUUCAGAAGUGCUGAAUAAGGAAGCGUCGUGUUUGGUGAAACUCGGUGAGUUCUAACUAUGUUCUAAGUUAAAGGUGUUAGGCUUUGGUUUUUUCUUUCUUUUUCUAGUUUUGAGAGGUGGAAAGGGACCAAAGUUCUUUGAGAAACACUCUUUUUUUCUUUUUCUGGUUCAUUGCGGAAAAAAGAAACAGAAAAAAACGAAGAGGAGGAGAAUGAAGAAAAAAGGAUUGUUUUGGUCUUUUGGUUUCUGCGUGACUUUUUUCAUUUAGAAUUUGAGAGGAAACAGAACUCGGCAGCAAUUAUACUAAAAAUAAAAUUUGAGGGGGAGGGGUUUCGAACAUUGGUUUAGGCUUCAAUUUCUAUCUAGACUCAUUUCUUUUUAGGCUUUUUGAUGAUGUCACAUUUUCUUUCAAUUUUAAAUUCACAAGUUAAUGCCCAAGUUUUUUGUGAUUAUGUAUUUCUCAGAAUUUUAACGACUAAAUUCUCGUAUCAUAAAUUUAAUUCUUUGGAAAAGAAUUUAAUUGAAACUUCAAAUGACCAAAUAUUUUAUAUUUGGUAUUUCCAAAUUUUAAUUAGAUGAACUGCCACGUCACUAGAUCACGUCAAAAACAAAAAUUCUUGAUUUCAAAACUAAUAUGAGAAUUUCUAAAGCAGUGAGACAAAUCUUUUCACAAAAAGUGACAAUGUUUCAGUUGACUGCUCCGAUCCAAUCUAUCCGUUAGUCGAGGAUGGAUUACAGCCACCAAGUGCUCAUGAUCUUCGAGUUGCACCAAUUGUCAAAGCAGCUGGCGCAAACCAAUUAAAUGCCACAAAACACAGUUUAUUCGUUGAUAUUUCGUGGCAAAUGCGAAUCGAUGAUAUUAAUCAUUUGGAGGCUUUCAAGCUUCACGUUUAUUCUACUCCAAAUGGUCAAGAUGAGACAUGUUUUGUUUUUAAUGUCACGCAACACAAUAUUACUGACUUAGAUAGUCAUUCAUCGGUAAUUAUUUGAGAAUUAAUUUCACUUCAAAUUUUGCAGAUUGUGAGCUGAAUUUUGAACAUCACUUAUGACGUAGCAAAAAUUCUUAAAUUCACAAAAAUUAUAUUCAGAAUCAGUUUUUGAUGAUAAGAUUUAUCAACAAAAAAAACAGUUCCGAAUCUGAAAAAUUUAAUUUUUCUCAUUACAGUCAAGAUAUCGAUUCUCCUCGUCCACCUUGUUCAAAUAUGCGAGACAAUAUCACAUCGAUAUUCAUAGUCUACCAAUGUCGGAGAACUUUUCGCCAGCAGUCGGCACCGUUUUACAAAUGCCCGAAGAUCCCGAAAAGAUCAAUGCCGAAGAUUUUUGUAAAUACAAUUCAAAUUCACAAGCGUCUCGAUGGGCUGCAAGUUUUCGCAAAAUCUUCAGAUACAGUGAGGUGCGAAAAAUUCAAAUCGAAUUUCUCGCCGCGCCGCCAACAAUGUGUUUUGAGGAAUAUGAAGUUCGAUUGUUAGAUUCAGAUGGAGUUGCUGUUGUCGACAGUGGAUUUAUAACAAAAGCCGAUCUAAAAACAGAAAUGAACAACGGAAAAUUGGUGACAUUUGGAGGAUAUAACUUUACAAAUCUUCAAUUAGAAGUAAAUUAUAUUCCAUCGGUGAUUCCUGUUGAAAGAGCAGAAGAUGGAAGAUGUUUAUGUCCAUCAAGAAGUGGAUGUGGAUGUUUAGCAGCAGAAUGGAAACAUGUUAAAUUAACGAACAAAUUCAAGAAUACUCUUGUAAAUGUAACUAUUCCAAAAAGUGUCGAAAAUAGCCCGAAGAAAAAUGAUCCAACAAAUCCUUAUAUAAUUGUUUUGAUAACUGGAUCAAUCGCAACUUCAGUGAUUCUCACUUUUUGUUGUUGCAUGGCUGCUUGGUUUAAAAGAUAUAAACAGAAAUUGAAGAAGGAUGAGAAGUUCGAUUUUAUUGGAAAUAAAAAAGUGUAUGGACAAUGUGGAAAAGAUCCACUUAUUAUGCAAGGUAACCUUUUUUGAGUGAAAAAGGAGAAGUACAAAAACAGAAAACAACAAAACAUUUUCAGAAGCACUUUCGGUGCUCAUUUUGUAUUCACACGAUUGUUCACAACACGAUGCGGCGGUUCUGGCGUUUGCUGAAUUAUUGAGAGAUGUUUAUAGGUUGAAUGUUCAUGUGAGUGAUUUUUUUGAAACUUGCUUUCACAAUUCAAAUAAUUUCUAUUAUAGCUUGAUGUUUGGGAUGAUCGAGAAAUCGAGGAGAAUCGCGCCGAAUACGUGAAUUCGUGUGUAGUUCGCGCGGACAAAAUCAUAAUUGUAAACUCAAUUGGCAGUCAGAAUAUUGUAGGAGCAAGAAGAUUGCGAGAACCACAUAUGGAACGUAUAGUUCCCGGAAUGUUGGACAAUUUGUUUAUUCAUCAAAUCGAUCUAGCUCUACAGUAAGAUCCAAGACUAAUUCUAAUCCGAAAUCUAAUAAUUUUUUGCAGACAUGUCAGUGUUAUCUCCGUGCGUUUCCCUUAUACUCCAAAAACAUGCACAUUAUUCUCUUUGACUCCUCUUCUUCAAUAUUCGAUCCCGGAAAAUAUAAAUCAAUUUAUCUCAAGACUCAUGGACACACCUAGGCCAAUCAACAGACUCACAGGCUUCAACCCACAGUUUUCUAAACUUCAAGCAGCUUUUUCAAGAAUGCUGAACUUUAUAGAAGAAGAACCUUAUUGGUAUGAGCAAUCGCAUCAUAGAGUUCCAAUUAUUCCAAGAUCUUUGGAGAAUUCAACAGAAGUUUUGAGGAUAUCUGAAACUAUUGAAGAGGAAGAUGAAGAUGCAUUGGAAGGAGAAGAAGAAGAAGAAUUGGAAAUUGAGCUCGCUGAGCCAAAUGAUCAAAAUGAUUCUGGAAUCCUUGAUUCUGCCUAUGUCAGUGGAUCUGAUUUUUCAACACAAUUAGACAGCGAUGUUCUUUUUGACAAACCUCGAAUAUCCGAAUUCACGGAUUUAAAGAUUCCCAACAAACAUCAAGAUUCUGCCUAUCAUGAUGAAGUUAUUGAUGUUAAUUGA